AGGCGGAAACAGAUCAACGUUAUGGUGGUUAUUGUUGUUCAGUGGGAAAAAACACUUAGCAUUUUAGCAUCCUGCUGUUAGCACUGCGCGGUUCAGCUGCUGUCGCAACCACAACGUUUCUCACCAGAACAUCGAUGAUGGAGGGAGAUGAAUGUGAUAUUUCCUCAGAACAGUCUGAACUUUCCCACUCAAAUAGAGGAAGUGUUUCUUCAUCAGUCGCUCGUGCUCAAGAUGUUUUGGUGUACCUGGUCAGUGAUGGGGCAGUACAGGUGUGUGUAGAGAGUGUAGGCUGUGUGUGUGUACAGGACCUGGGACGCAGUGUGAGAGACGCCCUCAACAUUCCUGACUCAGCUCAGGACGUCUUUGCCUUCUGGCUGUGUUCACCCCUGUUGGAGCUGCAGUUGAAGCCGAAACACCAGCCAUAUAAACUGUGUCGUCAGUGGCAGGACCUUUUGUACCGCUUCACUGAUGGACACACAGAGGACAUCGCACUAGAUGAGCCAUGUCUGCAGUACAAGAGGAACGUUUUUUACCCCAAAUCUAAAGAGCUUCAGGUGGAAGAUGAGAAUGUGUUGCGGCUCCUGUAUGAUGAGGCAAAAUUAAACAUCGUUGAGGGCCGGUACCCUUGUGACCCUGAGCACUGGAGUCGAUUGGCUGCUCUGUCCUGUGCUAUCGAGAUCGGUACAGGACUUGAUGACCAGCAGCUGACUGCCGCUAUCAGAGACAAGAAGCUGUCAUCGCUGCUGCCAGCCCAUGUAGUGGGGGGUGUGGGGACCGGGCUCCUCUCCACCCUCAGGCUGAGGACGGGGCGACGUGCUGAACUAGAGCAGAACUUACUGAAGGAGUAUCACACGCUACACACUGAAUCACGCCCACUCAUCCUUCAGUACCUCUGCAUCUGUCACACACUGCCUUAUUAUGGGUGUGCAUUCUUUGUGGGUGAGAUAGACAAGCCGGCUCAGGGUCUGCUACAGCGUGGUGGGCGUAAGGUGGUGAGUGUAGGGAUCAGUCUGGAAGGAGUGUAUGUCAUCGACACUAAGGAGAAGCAUGUGCUCCUGGGUCUGCGGUUCUCAGAGCUGUCUUGGGAUCAUACCUACCCUGAUGCUGAGGGAGAUUCGCACAUCUUGUGGCUGGAGUUUGAUGGAGAAGAAGAUGGAACGCCUGUCAAUAAAUUACUGAAAAUUUACUCUAAACAGGCGGAGCUGAUGAGCGGUUUGAUUGAGUUCUGUGUGGAGUUGCGCUCUGUUGGUGACGCGGCUGCCUCCCAGAUGGCUUCAGCUCAGGAGCAGAGUGUAGAGGGAGCGAGGGGGCGACGUGUGGGGAAAGUUCGCAGGCAGAGCAGUGUAGUGUGCAGCAGAGUGCACACUCUCAACACCAUCAGUUAUGUGGAUGACGGAAAAGAGAUAAAGCGCCUGAAACCUAAGAGAGCGGCGUCCUUCUUCACCAAACAAACUCCUCCCUCUUACUCUGCGGUUCAGGUGACGGAAAACCUGGAGCAGAGCUGAAACACUGCCUUCUGUGGAGACCAAAUUCACACACACACAAAUAUAUAUAGUGAUGAACUGAAGGGACAGACAGACUGGACCAAGACUGUGCAACAUGGGUGAAUAACAGGUUACAGCACAUCGACGCUGAGAUGUUUCUCCACUAUGCAAACACCUCUAAACCAAAUGGAGAAAAAGACUCAUGAGACAGUCUCUCUUAACAAAGUGCCAGAGUGUCUGAUCUCAGUGUGUUCUCACAACAGUGCUUUAUCCACUCAUCACAGAGACACGUCUUUAUUAUCCACUCAUCACAGAGACAUGUCUUUAUUAUCCACUCAUCACAGAGACACGUCUUUAUUAUCCACUCAUCACAGAGACACGUCUUUAUUAUCCACUCAUCACAGAGACACGUCUUUAUUAUCCACUCAUCACAGAGACACGUCUUUAUUUUCCACAACACUGCUGUGUCACCAAGGUAAUGAUAGGCUGCAUCCCAAACUGCAUGUUUAACAAAGUCUCCUAAGUGGGCUGUGUCCCAAAUCUUUAUAGUUUGUAGCAUAGUGACAAAUAGUGAAAUCACUUUUUAAAGCACAGUUUCACCCUUAACUAAUUUGUUAGAGAAGGGUUUUAAAAACACAAUACAGAAUAAUCACACUGGUGUUUAAUACAGUCACAAAUGGACAGAAGUGUAUUUGUUGAAUAUAUUAAUCUUGGAAAUGGGGAGUUUCCCAGUUAAAUGUGCACCACCUGAAAUUUGGGGUUUGGUUUGGUUUUGUUUUAUGGAGUAGAAUCUUGCAAAUCUUCGAUGCUGUGUUAUGUUCCAAAACCCACACACACAUUGCUGCAUUUUGUAGUAAUUGUGUUAGUGUGACAUAGGUGUCUGUUUUGACAACCUGUUCUGCAGCAGCAUGUAAUUUGGGACGUAACCAUAGAGUUCAUACCUUACAGUUCAUUCCAAAAAAAAAGGUGAGAAAUUGUUCUUGUGUUUGUAAAAUAAUUUCCUGCACACAUAACGAGUGUUGGUGUAAUUAUUACAGAAUGUACACUUUAAUAAGUCAUGUUUACAGCUGGCCUUGUUAAACCUCUUUAUGCCUCGUUAGGCCUUAUUAAGGCUCAUUCUUAUUAUCUGUUUCAUCAUCUAAGUGACCUGAGUGCUUUCUGACUGAGACGAUGUGCUCGCUCUGUUACACUGGUGUCAAUUUAACACUCACACUGCAGACGGUGAAACGUUCACAACACUCAACGUCACAGAGUUUUAUAACAGACACUUCACUAAUGAAAGCCUGACUAUGGAAAUCAUGUUGGCAGGACUUUUAUAUGAAAUUGUAAAUAUCUUUCUAAUUUAAAGACUGUUGUGACCAAUAUAACCUGCUUUUAUAUCAAGGCUUUGUGUGUAAUACAAAGCUUUAUAUAUCUGAAUGUUCCAGAUAAAGAAAUUAAAUUGGAUGGAAUAUCCCUCAUUUUUUACCUUUAAGUGGAUAUUUGUGAGGAUAUUUUCCAUGUUUUGUUUUUUUUCUUCCAUUUCUGUGACCUUGCACUACUAAUAUUAGUGAUGAUGAUGAUGAUGAUGAUCUAAGAUAAUUACAUGGCAUGUGUCUGGGAUGUUGGAGCUCAGUGGUUCAGGUGUUUGACUACAAACCCCAGGUCCACCAAGCCUCUGGGCUCCUGAGCAAGGUUCUUAACUCUCAAUUGCUCAGUUGUAUAAAAUGAUAUAAAUGUGUCUCUCCCUGUAGGUUGUCUGCUAAAUGCCAUAAAUGUAUCGGUGGAUUUUAUAAUAAAAAACAUGUAAAUAAACUUUUGAGCUUAUGAUUAAGAAAUAAAGCAAAACAUUUGUUUAACACA
Tachysurus vachellii is the source of this 3326-nucleotide messenger RNA. It is a transcript of the gene frmd8, whose product is annotated as FERM domain containing 8. The coding region runs from base 135 to 1505 and encodes 456 amino acids. The transcript has 11 exons. Gene Ontology annotation, cellular component: cytoskeleton; plasma membrane. NCBI's taxonomy places the organism in Eukaryota, Metazoa, Chordata, Actinopteri, Siluriformes, Bagridae. Gene Ontology annotation, biological process: negative regulation of canonical Wnt signaling pathway. The record is from RefSeq and is a predicted model, not a curated record.